ACUGCACCCACCCACCACUGGCAUCUCGUUGCACCACACUAGCAGUGGCACAAGGCAGGUCGAGUCAGAUCCCCCGGCCAGAAAGCACGCUGUGCACAGGACCAGGACCAGGACGGGCUGCCCGGCCUGUGGCUUUGUUUUUCGCGCAUCACCUCGACUCGCCAACUGCCUCACCCGCUCCUCGCACGCUCGAGAUAACAGCACCCGAGCCUCUGAUAAGCUCCCAGCCUCGCUCAUUCUGCGCCAUUGGGCCUAGCAAUCGCGAUACGGGCUACUCGAAACCCGCACUCCUCCUCCCGACCGUGGUCUUGGCCAAGACCGAGACAUAUUAGACCCCCCCUCUAGGUAGCUAUCAUGUCGAACAGCGGCAGAGACCAGUCCGGCCACAACCCUCUGGACAUCCAGAGGCCGGGCUCGCCGGGCUCCUUUCGCAGCCGCUCCUAUGGCGCCUCCGUCCCCCGCGCCGAUGUCACAGCCCGUCUAGCUUCCCCCAUCCCGAGCCAGCUGUUUGGCACCCCUCCCCGAGCCGAGUCGGUACAUACGAGCGCCGACACUGGUGCCGGCGACAACCUGACGCCCCUCCCCGGCGCGACCUCGUCUAGCCAUGCCCUCGGCCCCGGAACCUCGGCGCUUGCUGCUGCCCUGUCCAACUCCCUCGGCGCCUCUCCUCCUCGCUUCGGCACUCCGCCUGUGAGGCCUGCGUCCCCGAGCGCGUCCAGCGGGCAGAUCCCCCAGUCUGCGACCCCUACCAACUACGGCUCGUUCGACACGAGGGGCCGCAAUGCCGCCUACGAGGACCCUGAGAUCGUCAAGAGACAUCUUGUCCAGCCCUCCGACACCGCCUACCAGUCCGAUGACUCGGGGAGCAGGAAGCCUAGCGACAAGACCGCCAAGGGCAAGCAGCCUGAUACCGGCGACAGCGCUGCUGUGGACGAUGAGGAGUUCUCGAGCUUGCGGCUGCAAGGCGGAGACAUCACCCGCCAGGUUUACAAGUGGACCGAGGGAGCUACCAACAAGAUACAGCGCAGCAAGAGCUUCAAUGUGCCGCGGCCUGAGCCCGAGGAGGAGGUUCUUGAUAUCAACAACAUCAAGGUACCUGGCGGUUUUAGGCGGAAUUAUCUCCGCCGCGCGGCUGGGAGCCCUGCGCCGAACGCAGGGGGUCGAGACUACCACGAAGGGCGUGCCCCGGCCCAGCCCCAGGUCUUUACCUCGAGCUUCCUCGAGUUCCUGAGCAUGUACGGACAUUUCGCUGGUGAAGAGCUCGAGGAAGACGACGAAGUCCUUGGGCCCGGCGAAUACUUCUCCUCGGGCGAAGACGAGUGGGAGAGCGACGAAGACUCUUUGGAUAGGGAACCAAUGGAGGACAGCGCACUCCUGACGCCCUCACGCAGGAAGAGAAGGAGAAAGCAUCGCGCCAGCGGCAAGGCCAGUCCCACGGGCGCAGCCCUCGUGCUGCUCAAGUCGUUCGUCGGUACCGGUGUGCUCUUCCUCCCUCGCGCGUACCUCAAUGGUGGCAUGGUCUUCAGCAACGCCGUUCUCCUCUUCGUCGCCGCUCUCAGCUACUACUGCUUCGUCCUCCUUGUCACGUCACGCCUCAAGGUCGAUGGGUCCUUCGGUGACAUGGGUGGCAUCCUCUACGGAGGAUGGUUGCGGUUCCUCAUUCUGUUCUCUAUCGUCGUCAGCCAGAUUGGCUUCGUCGCAGCUUAUAUCGUCUUUGUGUCCGAGAAUCUUCAGGCCUUCAUCCUCGCCGUGUCGGAUUGUCAGACCCACGUCGAGGUCAAGUGGUUGAUAUUGAUGCAGAUGGUCAUCUUCCUGCCGUUCUCCCUCUUCCGCGACAUCAACAAGCUAAGCUUCACGGCUCUGAUCGCCGAUGCCUUCAUCAUCCUUGGAUUGGGCUACCUGUUCUACUACGACGUCUUGACGCUCGACAAGUUUGGUCUCGCCGAUAUCACCCUGUUCAACAAGAAUGACUGGACGCUCUUCAUCGGCACGGCCAUCUUUACGUUCGAGGGAAUCGGGCUCAUCAUACCGAUCCAGGAGUCGAUGGCCAACCCCAAGAAGUUCCCCAAGGUUCUCUUCGUUGUCAUGAUCAUCAUCACGACGCUGUUCAUCGUCAUGGGGGCCAUCUCAUAUGCUGCCUACGGGUCCAAGACCGAGACUGUGGUCCUGCUCAACCUGCCACAGGACAGCAAGCUGGUCAACGGUGUACAAUUCCUCUACUCCCUUGCAAUCAUGCUCUCGAUCCCGCUGCAGAUUUUCCCUGCGAUCAGGAUCCUGGAAAACGGCCUGUUCACGCGGAGUGGAAAAUACAACCCCUACAUCAAGUGGCAGAAGAACGUCUUCCGCUUCUGCUUUGUCAUCCUCUGUGCCAUAAUCGCGUGGGCAGGCGCAGACGAUCUAGACAAGUUUGUGGCGUUGGUGGGCAACUUUGCCUGCAUCCCGCUUGUCUACAUCUAUCCGCCUAUGCUGCACUACCGUGCCGUGGCCAGAAGCACGCUCUGGAAGAUAUCCGACAUCUGUCUGUGCAUAUUUGGUUUCGUUGCCAUGGCAUAUACUACCACUCUGACCGUUCAGAGUUGGGCCAGUGGGGAUGACGGCCCCAAACUGCCGGGAUACUGCGAUAAGGCCCACUCCUAAUCCUGGCAGAGGCAGCACUGGUGGGAAGGGUUUGUAGGAGCAUUGCAUGUCUGGUUACAAGUUGUUUGUAGGAUGCACAUGUGUACAAAUUGUUGGAUAUUUAGUUUAGAUGCAUGGCCUGGGUGUUGGUGCAUUUCUCAGGAAUAUCAGGUGAACCUGUUAGCGUUCAGAGAUGGGUGGGAUAGAGUAGAUUGAUGAGAUACCUAUCGCCUCCGCAUUGAACCUGACGAGAAUAUCCUCUUUGUGAGGUUGUUAGCUGAAUGGGAGAGUGGAGGGUGUCACAAGACGUUGUCCAUGGGUACCUAGGCAGUAACAUUGCAAAGGGCCCAAUAUAAAAACAUCACAAGUGAA
Molecule: messenger RNA, 2988 nt
Organism: Diaporthe batatas
Lineage: Eukaryota; Fungi; Ascomycota; Sordariomycetes; Diaporthales; Diaporthaceae
Exons: 3
Coding region: 355-2637 (760 amino acids)
Biological process (GO): amino acid transmembrane transport
Molecular function (GO): amino acid transmembrane transporter activity
Source: RefSeq, a predicted model, not a curated record